CAUUUAAGCUAAGUCACCCCAGGAACAUAUAUAGAUGUAAAACAUUCAAAAUACAGUUUAUACUUUCUUGUGAAUUUGCGUUAAUUGGUAGAAAUCGAGGCCAUCGAAAUCGAAGGCCGAACCGAACCGAGGUUUUUUAGUUGAGUGAUCGGAAUCGCUUCAAUGAAAAUGGUGCGCCCGAGUCGUCGCAAGGGAAUCGAGGAGGUGUACGGAUCCAAGCUGGAUGCAUUGCAUCCAGUGAAGUCGGUGGCUAUUUCGCAUGCAGGUAUGACCAAAACCACGACAAUGCGAACUGAAAGAUCGGGAAUUGGAGGCGGACCCGGAACCAUUAGCUCUCGGCCAAACGAUUCUCGAACUCAGCGCAGUUUUGUGACAGAAAACGAUUACUACAUCACCACCAAUCUUCCGCUGACGGCGGCCAAUUUGAGAAAUGCCCCGAGCACAUUAAAUCAGCCAUCGCCUUCGCAAAUGAUUCCCGGCCACGCCCACCCGUCGCCCUACAACGCCAUGUCCUCGAGGCGGCAGAAUAUGGCCAACAAGGCCACCGGCCGUCAGCCGCAGAUGAACAAGAUGCCGCAUUUUAAUCUGGCCGAGGGCAAGGUGAACCAAAGUGUCUACAGCAUGGCGAAGCCGAAGGAGACGCAUCGGAUGCAGCACCACGGAAAGGGCAACACCCAGAGGAGCAACUAUCCCAUAGAUGAUAACGCCGACUCCUCCGACAAGGAGGUAAUGGCUCCACAGCCGGUAAAUCAUGGCAACAGGCGGCGGCACAACCAGCACUCCCACGUCCACCAAAUGCAAAUGCAAAUGCAGACGCAAACGGGAGUGAUGCAACAUCCGCCGCAGCACCAGCUCCACCAGCAGCAGAUGUCGAACCACAGCCACUUGAAGCAACAGCAGCAGCAACAGCACCACCAUCACCAACAGCAGCUGCACCACCAACAGCAUCAGCAUCAGCAUCAGCAUCCGCAUCCUCAAGCACAUUCGCAUCCGCAUCCGCAUCAGAAGCACUCGCGUGGGCGGCAGCCGAUUCCGACGGGCAAGGUGCACGUGAGUACCGCCGAUGAAGAUGGAGAGAAGGACGACGAUCCCGAGGAGUUCUUCGAGCUGAUCCGCCAGACCGUCCAAACUGCCGUAGGGAACACCAUCUCGGAUGCUCUUGUGAAGAACUUACGAGAUCUGGGCCACAAAAUCGAAAGGUUCUCCGGCGAAUUGAAGCAGACAAAUGAGCAACUGGAGAAGCUGCAAGAACACGUUACCAGCAAGGUUAUUUACUACGGGGAGGAGAACUCGCGACACUUUCGCUAUUUGUGCAUGAAGUCCGAGUACGACAAGAUGUUCUACCAGCACCAAUCUCUGAUGUCCGGCAAGCCAACACCGGAGAUGAUCAGUCUUUCGAAGGCAAAUUUAGCGGCAGCUGCCUCGGCGAGCAAGAAUCUUGACUACCAGCCAUCGCAGAACUUGAAACAUUCUGUUGCAAAAGGAGUCAAGAGCCACGGCAAAGUGGGCGGUGCCAACAAAAAGGAUCUGAACGUGACUCCCAAGAACUCCGCGGCUUAUCACAGCACCUCUAAGCCACUGCCGCAGAGCCCUGAGGCCCAGAAAUCCUCCUCGGAUCACAGUCUGGCAGUCAAGUCCUCCGAAAUGGGAAUGCGGGAACUUCUGGGCCAACUACAGCGCUUCUGCACUCAGGUGCAGCAAAAUGAAAUGAAUGGCCAGCCUGUGAGCGAGCAGAUGCCCGAUCUCGAUGACAUUUUGAUUCAAAACAAACUUUCCAAAAGCGGACUUUGUGAGAGGGUAAUCAAGAAUCCCCGCAACAUCGCCGGCUGUCAGGGGGAUAAAAAGGAUGAUGACACCGAGGUGGAAACGCCCAUUGACAGCAUGGAUGAGACCUACACCGAUGACAUCCGUUUUUCCUCGGAAAUCUCGUCCUGCAGCGAGGACGAUGACUGUGGGAUCAAGUACCCAAGUGGAUCAGUCACCGCUCGUGGGCCACCCAAAUCCAUUCGGAGGACGGCCAACAAAGGAGCGGGAGAUGGUCAAUAAGGGGACUGGAUUCAUUCCAGAUCAGUAAAAUGAAGUAACAUCGAAGCACGAGAAACCAAACACCAUUAUUCAUCUCAAUAUUUCAUUUCAAUGAAUAUUUCAUAUCAAAAUUGUACGAAAUUUUUCCAGACAACGUAAGCCAUGAACACCAAAACCCUUUCAGUUUUAGGCUAUUUAGUACGAAAAAAAAUUAUUGUUUGUACCUUGCGUACAAGUAUUUAUGUAAUUUGUCUUGGCGAUCAGAAUUAAAAUACUUUUGAAAUUGCAUAAAAA
Molecule: messenger RNA, 2319 nt
Organism: Drosophila ficusphila
Lineage: Eukaryota; Metazoa; Arthropoda; Insecta; Diptera; Drosophilidae
Product: mediator of RNA polymerase II transcription subunit 15
Exons: 3
Coding region: 163-2046 (627 amino acids)
Source: RefSeq, a predicted model, not a curated record